Molecule: messenger RNA, 771 nt
Organism: Aspergillus niger
Lineage: Eukaryota; Fungi; Ascomycota; Eurotiomycetes; Eurotiales; Aspergillaceae
Exons: 3
Coding region: 1-771 (256 amino acids)
Source: RefSeq, a predicted model, not a curated record
AUGGACUUCCUCAAGAACAUGGCCGAAGAAGUCAUCGAAAAGAAAUUCGGUGGCGGCGGCUCCUCUUCCUCCCAACAACAGCAACAAUCCUACCAAAGUGAAUCUUACGGCCGUCAGGAAUCCUACGGUGGUGGCGGUGGUUACGGCGGCGAGUCCUACGGCCGUCAAGAAUCUUACGGUCGUCAGGAAUCCUACGGCGGUGGCUACGGCGGUAACGAGGGCUACGGCCGUCAAGAAGGAUACGGCCGUCAAGAGGGAUACGGCGGCGGCUAUGGCGGCGGAUACGGUGGUGGUGGUGAGGGCUAUGGACGCCAGGAGGGAGGAUACGGUGGUGGCUACGGUGGCGGCUACGAGUCCCGUCAGCAGGGUUACUAUGGUGAACAACAGCAGCAGCAGGAGCGCCCUGACCACAGUAGACGGAAUAUGGCGCUGGGUGUUGGUGCGGGAGUGUUGGUUGGUGGAGCGGCGGUUAUUGGGGGAGAGAUGAUCCAUGAUAAAUGGGAGGAAGACAAGGAGGAGAUCAAGGAAGAUGUGGAGGACUUCCCCGAGGAUGCGGCUAGAUGGACGGGUGAGAAGGUCGGUGAAGUCGAAGAUAUCCCCGAUCGCAUCGAGCGGAAAUGGGACAACGCCGUCGAUGAUGUCGAGGAAGUUCCUGAGGGUAUGGCCGAAUGGGCUGGCGAGAAGGUCGGAUCUGUGGAGCGGUUCGGUGAUAAUAUGGAGGAUGCGUAUGAUGAGGGCAAGUAUGAGGGUCGUGAGGAGGAUAGUUGGUAG